This is a messenger RNA of Stylophora pistillata, 1079 nucleotides long. RefSeq names its product testis-expressed protein 30. The record is from RefSeq and is a predicted model, not a curated record. NCBI's taxonomy places the organism in Eukaryota, Metazoa, Cnidaria, Anthozoa, Scleractinia, Pocilloporidae.
GGAUGGGUGUCUUUCCCGAACAUUACCACGAGGGAUUGGGCACAACGUUUCUACUGUCGGCUAGAGACCAGUCCUUUCUGCAUGCAUAGCAACAAGAAACAUGGCGCGGAAUCUGCGAAAGGUUGCAGUUAAAAUGCCAGUUGAAGAACGUGAAUUGGAUGGCGUGUUUAACUUUCCAUGUCAGGCAUCGUGGAACGGGUGUGCUGUGAUUCUGACACACGGGGCCGGAGGGAAUAUGAAUUACCUCCAUUUGGAGAAACUAGCUGCUCAUCUCGCAAGCACGGGGAUACUGUGUUUGAGAUUCACCUGCAGGACGAAAAACUUCCAGUACAGGACUCAGUGUUUCACAGCAGUUGUGGAGUUCCUAAGGAAUUUUGAAGAGUUUCCAAUCAAAAUGUGCAUCAUAGCAGGCCGCUCAAUGGGAGCACGCGUGGCAGCAGAGGUGGCCUCAAACAGCAGUUUGACCACAAACUUCAUAUUUGGUGUUGCAUGUUUGUCAUACCCUUUGCAUCCUCCUCGCAAGACUUCUGAGCUGCGAGUAUCUUCACUUCUCCAUCUUGGAUUGCCUGCAUUGUUUAUAAGUGGCAGAAAAGAUCCAUACUGUAGGCCUGAUUUAAUGGAUACAACUCUGAAUAGAAUGGCAAAUGACUGGACAAUGCACUGGGUGGAGGGUGCAGACCACGAACUAAAGCUACAUGGCAAAGUGAAUCAUGAACUUAUAUCAAAUAUGUGCGAGUGGUUUGUGCAGUGGUGUCAGUCGGUGUUCAUGGCAGAGAGAUAAUGAACAUUCUAGUAGUUGAAGUGAAGUCUGUGCAGCUGGCAGAAUUUUUUUGUAUGCUGUUGUCUGCCCUUUGAAAAGUGAUGAAUGGCAAAGUUUGAAUUUUUUAUGGGAGAUGGAUGGCAUUAAUUUGUGUUCAUGGCUAUGCCUCUUGAUGCCUCAAAUAGCACCCAAAAUGGCCAGCUAUGCAGGCUAAUGCAAUUCAGGAAACUAGCUGGACAUGUCUCUUAAUGAUUUAGUCUAUGCCAUGUUACUGAACUGUCAUGGUAUGAAUUGUGAUUAAAAUUGAUUUUUAAAUCUA